GUUUUUAUAUGGCGCCCAUGUCUGAGCUGUAUAGAUUGUCAAGCCGCGUUGCAGUGUAGUUUUAACGCAUCCAAACGCUUUGAGAAAAAAAUCUAUCAUUUACAUACAACAUUUUGAAGAGUUUUGCAACGAAAAUGUCGGUAUAUAUGGAUCUAAACAUAAUCGCAAUCAGCGACAAGACAAAACUGCAGAACAUUAUAGAAACAGCUGCUCACCUUGGUUACUCCACAGUUGCAAUAAAUUAUGUAGUGGAACCACAGCAAAAGAAACAGCAAAUUCCUAAGCCACUAUCUGUUUCAGAGCUGUGUGAGAAACUCCCCAUAGUUCAGGGGAAAUCCAGACCAAUUAAAGUGCUGAACCGGUUGACUGUGGUGGCCACUGAUGCCUCUCACUUUAGGCCGUCCAAUGAAUACAAGAACUUUGACAUUUUGGCUGUGUUUCCCAAAACAGAGAAACUCUUCCAUGCUGCCUGUAUGACGUAUGAUGUGGACAUCAUCUGUAUAGCAGCGACCGAAAAACAGCCUUUCCAUUGCAAAAGGUCCCCAAUAAAUGGGGCAAUCGAAAGAGGAGUGUUUUUUGAGAUAAGCUACACAGCGGCCAUCAGAGACUCCACUAUGAAGAAAUACACAAUCACUAAUGCUAUCAACCUCGUGGAUGUGUGCAAGGGGAAGAAUGUCAUUAUGGCGAGUGGAGCGGAGACAGCUCUCGAGUUGCGUGGCCCGUACGACAUCGCCAAUCUUGGGCUGGUGUUUGGCCUUUCUGACGGGGACGCUAAAGCUGCAGUCUCCACAAACUGCCGAUCUGUUGUCCUGCAUGGAGAGACCCGUAUGACAGCUUUGGGGAUUAUUCACGUGAAAAAGAAGAGCCAUCCACCCAGUGAGCAGCCAGAUGAAGCUUCUCCAGCUUUAAAGAGAGCCAAAACCGAAGCACUUUAGUUCAGAUUUCAAGUCGCAUUGUAACAGCAGUGUUUUUAUAAUUUUGUUGUUGUUUUUUGUUGAGUCUACAGUAUUCAUUCACACUGUGGUCAGUUUCAGGAACUGCUGCCUCUGUAUUGAAUCAGAGCUGACAUUAUUGAUCCUCUGAUGUGUUUUAUGCCUGUGAUAUUGAUGGACACAACACUGAUACAAGCACAUGGAAAUGCUUUGAAUCAUGCAGUCAUUACUCUUGCGAUAUGUCAGCUCGUAGCAGACGUUUGCAGAGAGGAUCAGUAUCUGUGCAUAUACUGGAUACGUAUCUCAAAUGUAUAAGAUAAUAAACCAUGAAACUGAUGUUUUGGUUUAUAUUCUGUUAUUUUGGUCAGCUAUAAAUAAAUACCAUGAAACCAA
This is a messenger RNA of Silurus meridionalis, 1325 nucleotides long. RefSeq names its product ribonuclease P/MRP 30 subunit (gene rpp30). Lineage: Eukaryota; Metazoa; Chordata; Actinopteri; Siluriformes; Siluridae. Gene Ontology annotation, cellular component: ribosome; nucleolar ribonuclease P complex. Gene Ontology annotation, molecular function: structural constituent of ribosome; RNA binding. The record is from RefSeq and is a predicted model, not a curated record. Gene Ontology annotation, biological process: tRNA processing; translation. The transcript is spliced from 11 exons. Bases 135 to 935 code for a protein of 266 amino acids.